This is a messenger RNA of Arctia plantaginis, 2175 nucleotides long. Lineage: Eukaryota; Metazoa; Arthropoda; Insecta; Lepidoptera; Erebidae. The record is from the annotation of a GenBank genome assembly.
AUGGACCAGUUACGCUUUGAUGGCCGUGUGGCAGUAGUGACGGGCGCUGGUGGCGGCCUUGGCAAAGCUUAUGCUCUUCUUUUGGGUUCUAGAGGUGCAAAAGUCGUUGUUAACGACCUCGGCGGCGCCCGCGAUGGCGUUGGCAAGUCUAAUUUUGCUGAUGCUGUUGUGAAAGAAAUCAAGGACAAAGGUGGUGUUGCUGUCGCCGAUUACAACAAUGUAAUUGAAGGAGACAAGAUUAUUAAAACAGCUAUUGACAAUUUUGGGCGCAUAGAUAUCCUUAUUAAUAAUGCAGGUAUUCUCCGUGAUAAGAGCUUCACCAAAAUGUCUGAGCAGGACUGGGACCUCAUCCAAGCCGUACACUUGAAGGGUGCAUUCAAAACUACACAUGCCGCAUGGGAAUACUUCCGAAAACAAAAAUAUGGUCGCGUCAUCAUGACAUCAAGUAAUGCUGGUAUUUUCGGCAACUUCGGCCAAGCUAACUACAGUGCGGCGAAACUAGGCCUGGUGGGUUUGGCCAAUACUUUAUCUAUCGAAGGUGCUAAAUACAACAUCAAAGUAAAUACCAUAGUCCCGACGGCUGCAUCUCGUCUCACCGAAGAUAUCCUCCCCCCAGAAAUGUUCGAAGCGAUGAAACCUGAACUCAUUGCACCGGUUGUUGCGUACAUGGCACACGAGUCUUUCCCAGAUAACGGCGCCAUCAUCGAUUCAACUUUAGCGUACGCUACCAAAACGCACUUCGUAAGGGGCAAUGGUGCUCCGUUAAAGAAGAAGCCUUCAGACCCAGUGACCAUCGAAUCUGUGAAAGAAAACUGGUCCAAUGUUGUGGAUAUGAACGGAGCCGUACAUGUAGAUAAAAUUGCUGAUGUCACGAUUGAUCUCGUCCAGAAAUUGCAGAACUUUGAAGAACGUGCGAAGUUAGACGGUGACCGAGAGUCGUAUUGGAGUACGUACAGCUAUAAUUCCAAGGACCUCGCUUUGUAUGCUCUCGGAGUGGGAGCGUCCGUAGUUAACCCAUCUGAUUUGAAAUUCUUAUACGAAAGUCAUGAGGACUUCGUAGCUCUCCCGACAUACUUUAUCUUAGCUGGUAUGUGUAUUGAAUCACCACUCGUCGCCAACUCCAUGCCACCAGGCAAACACGCCGACUUCACUAACAUCCUGCACGGAGAACAAUAUAUAGAGUUCCUGGGUGAUUAUCCUGGAACAGAAGGCGAAUUCACAAUACGUUCCUACGUAGCCGAUGUCCUCGACAAGGGAUCCAGUGCUGUUUCUAUUGUUAAUAGCGAGAUUUAUCAAAACAAGCAAUUGGUGGUUCGCACCCAACAGCAAAUCUUCGUGCUGGGCCAGGGCGGGUUUGGUGGACCGCGCAACAGCAAAUUGGCCGUCGGCGUACAGAACGCUCCCAAACGUGCUCCCGACGCCGUUGUCGAACAACGGACUGCUGAGGACCAGGCUGCCUUGUACAGAUUGUCUGGCGAUUAUAACCCGCUCCACAUUGACCCAAAUGUAGCCACAGCAAGUGGACAUUCUAAACCAAUUCUCCACGGUCUUGCCUCUCUUGGGUUCUCUGCUAGACACGUACUUGCGAAGUAUGGUGGCAAUAACCCUAGCAAUAUGAAGGUUUUGAAAGCGCGUUUCGUGAAGCCCGUACUGCCGGGACAAACGCUUGUUACCGAGAUGUGGGUCGAAGGUAAACGCGUCCAUUUCCAGACCAAGCUCAAGGAGACUGGAAACGCUGUUAUUGCAGGAGCAUAUAUUGACUUCAACGACAUCAUAACCAGCGGAGCUUCGUCCUCAAGCGCUUCAGCUCCUGCUGCAGGCCCCGGCGGUGCGCUGAAGAGUGAUGCCUUGUUUGCUAAGAUCAAGGCUGAAGUGGAUAAGAACAAAGACUUGGCUAAGGGUAUAGGUGGCGUGUUCUUAUACAAUAUCACUGAAAAUGGCAAGAUUGUUAAGUCUUGGACUCUGGACCUGAAGACACCUGUUGUAUCCGAAGGUACACCUAAGUCUGGUAAAGCCGACACGACCAUGACUGUUGCUGACAAUGAUCUGGUAGAAAUCGCAGCUGGAACUCUCAGUCCACAAGUUGCUUACUUGAAGGGAAAACUCAAGAUUGCUGGUAACAUUAUGCUAGCACAGAAACUUGGACCUUUGCUCAAAUCACCUGCUAAGAUAUAA